This is a messenger RNA of Rhagoletis zephyria (snowberry fruit fly), 783 nucleotides long. Lineage: Eukaryota; Metazoa; Arthropoda; Insecta; Diptera; Tephritidae. The record is from RefSeq and is a predicted model, not a curated record.
AUGACAACCGCCACCACCAUUCAGUCAGUGAAGGGCAUUGUGGCGCUGGUCACCGGCGGCGCCUCGGGUCUCGGUCGCGGCGUCGUCGAGCGCCUGAUCGCCCAAGGCGCCAAGGGGGUGGUCGCCCUCGAUCUGAAGUUCCCCAACGGCGGUGGCUCCUCUGCAGACAAUCUGGUGGCGGUGACCGGCUCGGUGACCAGCGAGGAGGACGUCAACCGCGCCCUGGCCGAGUGCGAGAAGAAGUUCGGCCGCCUGGACGCCGUGGUCAGCUGCGCCGGCAUCGGCAUUGCCAAGCGCGCCUACGACUUUCGCCGCAAGAUUCCCCACCCGCUGGACGAGUUCAAGCGAGUGGUGGAGGUGAACACCGUGGGAACCUUCAACGUCACCCGCCUGGCGGUGGGCCUGAUCGGUCGCAAUGAGCCGGUGAAUACGCUGCGCGGCGUAGUGAUCAACACCGCCUCGGUGGCCGCCUUUGACGGGCAGAUCGGCCAGGUGGCCUACUCGGCCUCGAAGGGAGGCGUCGUCGGCAUGACACUGCCCAUUGCCCGUGACCUGGCCACGCAGGGCAUUCGCUGCGUCACCAUCGCCCCUGGACUCUUUGACACGCCUCUGCUGGGGUCGCUGCCGGAGACGGUGCGCAAGAACCUCGCCUCGACGGUGCCCUGUCCCAGUCGUCUCGGCAACAUCGACGAGUACGCCCACCUGGUGCAGAGCAUCAUUGAGAAUCCAAUGCUGAACGGCGAGGUGAUCCGUCUUGAUGGCGCCCUUCGCAUGCAGCCAUAA